Molecule: messenger RNA, 3995 nt
Organism: Tribolium castaneum (red flour beetle)
Lineage: Eukaryota; Metazoa; Arthropoda; Insecta; Coleoptera; Tenebrionidae
Gene: sog
Product: short gastrulation
Exons: 7
Coding region: 204-3020 (938 amino acids)
Biological process (GO): negative regulation of BMP signaling pathway; multicellular organism development; dorsal/ventral pattern formation
Molecular function (GO): BMP binding
Source: RefSeq, a predicted model, not a curated record
AGGAGCCGGGAGUAGGGGAAUAGUACAUAGUCGUACGUCGUGCUUUCUUAGCAAUCAGUUUCCACUAGGCUGGCGACGCGUUCGUACGUCUACGUCACAGUGUCACCUUAUUAUUACAUAAAUAAGUCGUAUCUGUGAAGAUGUAUUCGAGAUAAAACUGCCACGGAGUGAAGUGUUGUGUGUUUUUUUGCAAAUCUUGUGCGAUGAUGCUCACGUGGGGCCUCUUUUGCGUGCUGGUCACGCUCGCCACCGCCAGGAACAAGGCGCCGCUCUUGGACGACGGCACCAGGACCAGGAACAAGGCUGCAGAGUGCGUGUUCGGGAAGCAGGUCCGCGAGCUGGGCUCGCAGUGGAUCCCCGACCUCGGAGUGCCCAUCGGCGUCCUCUACUGCAUGAAAUGCGAGUGCGUUCCGCUCCAGAAGAAACGGCGGAUCGUGGCGCGGGUCCAGUGCCGGAGCAUCAAGAACGAGUGCCCGGAGCCCACCUGCGACGAGCCGGUGCACCGGCCGGGCCGCUGCUGCAAGACGUGUCCUGGGGAUCUGUACGAUUCUGACAUCAUCCAAGACAUUGUCCCCCAAAAUGUGCUCGACGAAGAGGAGAAAAGCAGCACCAAACAUUACGCUGCUCUGCUCACCGAAAGGUCCUCCCUAGUCCUGCGGAACGACUUCAGACUCAUGUCCAACAACCUAAACAAGAACAAUGUAGUGGCGACUGGAAGGUUCACCUUCCACAAGAAAAAUCUCUACUACUCGUUCUAUAUUUCCGACAAAGCGGCGAGACCUCGCUCCCUUCAGUUCGUCGACAGCGAGGGGAAUAUCCUCGAGGAGUUUGUUUUGUCAAGGGCCGGGGGUUUGGUCAACAGUUUGUACCAAAACGCGACCCGGAAAGUGUGCGGUGUCUGGAAGCGCAUUCCUCACGACUACCGCAAACGCUUCCGAAUGGAAAAAAUCUACGUGGCACUCGUUUGGGGUGUCAAAGAUCAAGCCGAGUUCACUCUCAGUGGCCAAGUGAUGAAAUACGCCGCUCUGGCUACUGAAAAUUUCAGUUCGUUGCUAGAACCGGCUGUUGGGACUAUGACCGGAGCCGGCGGUACCGCUAUAGUGUCGAUUUCGACGUCAGUCUCAACCUCCAUCUACCUAGCAAUUGUUUUUAAUGGACUUUUCACAGAAGAAGACGUUGCGGACGUCCCGAUCAACGUCACCCUGUCACUUGACGAAAAGAAAUACAUCCUCCAGGAGGUGGUCCGUGUGAAAAAGCCCCACUAUGAGUUAAACAUGGUCGAGGUUCGUUCCCCGGUGACUCCUGCUGAUCUCCGUCUACUGACGCGCGGUCGCCUCGUUCUGACCGUCUCUUCUGUCUCUAAACCGGAGGCUCUUCGUCUCAGCGGCAGCGUUGUGACGAAAGUAACGUGCGAACUGUUCCAAGCCACACUUUCAAGUUCUUCCGACACCAAUCGGUUCGGAACUUCUGGUCUUGCUUGGCUAUAUUUGAACAAUGAAGGCUCUCUGGUCUACAACGUCCAAAUCGAAAAUCUCAAAACCACACCCGAUAACACCACUUUUAUCACACUGGUGGACGUUAGCACCAAACGCCGCACCGAGCUUGAAGACCUCACGCCAACUUUUGACUUCACCAACGGUUGGGCCAAUGGCACUUUGGCCAAACUUAGCCCCAAAGUGCUGGAGCCUCUCUACUCGGGAAAUUUGGCCGUCAAUGUUGCCACCCCUAACGAUACUAGUCUCGUCCGCGGGCGUCUGGUGGCCAAACCCGUGGCCGACGCUCGCGACGCCCCAGCGCCGUUCUUGCUGAAACGGGAGAAUUACACACUUCCGGCGUCCGCCGUUGGCAUCGCCUGGCUCUACGUCGACAAUGACUGUUGUAUCCACUAUGAUGUGUCCCUUUCCGGUCUCGGGUCCGACAGGAGGUUGGAACUCUUCUUGGAGUUGCUCCCGAUGCUGGCACCGGGGGCCCCCGUAAUGACGCGUUACUUGGGCGAUUUUGAAGGGAACCAAGUCGAAGGAAGUCCGGUCACUUCCCUCAAUCGGGAAGAGAUCAAACGGUUGGAUAACGGAGUUGGGUUCCUCAAGGUCAAGGAGAACGAGAUCACUCUUCUCGUGGCGACGGUGCGGCAUGUCAUGGCACCCUCGACUUGCCAGCCGCAGAACCCCGACAACGACGUCCACAGUAUCGUUGAUGACUCCGAUGUUGGUCCCAGUGGGGAUUGCUUCUACGAGAACAAGUUCUACCAGCAGGAAGCCCAGUGGACUUCCAGUGAUAACCCGUGCACUACGUGCUUUUGCGAGAACGGGAAUAACAAAUGCUUCACCAUGGAAUGUCCGGAAGUCACGUGUCCUGAUAAUAUGAAGCUUGAGAAGGUCCCAGGGGAGUGUUGUGCGAUUUGUGUCAAUGCCACUAGUUUAGUGGAAAGCAAUCGAAAUGUGCCUCAAAAGUGUAUUUUCAACGGUCAAGCUUACUCCCCGGGGAGUAGGUUCCAUCCGUUCCUUAUUCCCACUGGGUUUGACUCGUGUACGGUGUGCACGUGCGACGCCAAGUACCUCGAGAUCAAAUGCAAGAGGAUUUACAACGAGAACCAGUGUUGCAAGAAUUGUGCCCGCGUUGACUACAGCAUGAACGGCACUUACUCCGCCGAUGACGAAGUCCCGAUGCUUCUUCAUGGAGUUGUGCCUCGGAAGGAGAUCCCGGCCAAGAGCGCCGAGCAGAUCCUGGCCGAGGGAGGCUGUCCGAAUCUGUACGACGCGAGGAAGCCCUACGUCAACGGCAGCGAGUACCACCCCUCCAUCGUCUCCCUUGGGGAGUACAAGUGUGUUACUUGUAAAUGUGAGAAUGGUAAACCGACGUGUUGGAGGGAGUGCGACAAGGCCACUUGCGAGAAGCUGUUCCGUAUGAAGAAGAAGCAGCGCACUGAGGCCGGCGUCAGGUGGAACAACAGCCAGUGUUGUACGCUGCGUAUGUGCCGGAAGUACCGGCACAAGAAGGGCCACCGGCUGCAGAAGAGUUGAAUCGGUGGCCGAGGUUACGUCACUAGUUAGACUAGACUGACCGUUGUACAUGCAUUGGAACUUUAAGGACUUCAAGUCCAGUUACCGUUUACCAAAGAAGACUGAGACAGUAGGAUGGAUGGAGCUGUCGUAUUUAUUCGAGUUAGCGUACGUCAGUUUUUAGAUUAGGUUUUGAACAUGGCGCAGUCAACUAAUUCGGGUUCUUUGACAGAUUAUUUAUUUAUUUUUUUAUAUGUAGUUUUCGGCGGGAUAUUACUUAAUUACUUGACUGGGUCGCAUCAUUACUAUUUAUUUGACAUUGUAUAAGUUAUUCCAUAGUUGUAUCAGGGGUUCCUGACUGGAACCUAAUACUCACUAGAGACGAAGGCUGAUAGGGACGCAGGAUUUGGACAGGAACCGACCUCUAUGUAUAAUAUUUAUACUCGAUAUUCUUCAAGUUUUAGUUUUUGGGUUCUUGUGCAUAUUCCUUCUUGUAAAUUGUAUCAAUAUCCUCGUAGGACAUAUCAUUUGGUGCCAUCCCCCAAAAUUCUUUAGGUACUUAAACCACACUCGUUACGAGCAUUUAAAUGUAAUCGGAAUCUCCCUUGCAAUAAUACAGUAUUUUGCUAAAUUAUUUUUAGGUUACGUAACAGUUUUGUGUGAAUGUGAUUUACGGACGUGUUAAGUUAUAUAUCAGUUAAAUAAAUUUAUUGUACAUAGUUUUUUUGCUGUAUGAUUAUAUAAAAACCAUACGCUUUGUAUAUUAGUUUCUUUUUCUAGUUAAGACGUAAUAAUACUUUUAUUAUUAUCCAACUAACUUUUGUAUCCAUAAGAUUGUAAUAUAGUGAUAAAGAGGGCCUCAAGAUUGCAUUUGGUAAUUUUUAUUUCUUGUGUUGACAUUAAAUAGGACAUGGACGUGGUAAUAAUGCAACAUGUAACAAUCCAAGCUAUACAUAUAAGUGUACCUGCUAGCUAGAAAUAAACGCUUCACAAACA